CGUCACCGCAGCACAUGAUUUUGCCUUCCUUCCCCUUCUCUCAUAAAUACACCAACGCCCACUGCCAUUCUCUCUUCACACCAUCGCCAUGAGGCUCUCAUUCUUCUUCUUCUUCCUCUUCCUCGCCUUCUUCUUCCCUCUCUGUUUCUCCGCCAAUGUAACCUACGACCGCCGCUCCCUCCUCAUCGACGGCCGCCGCAGGCUCCUCAUCUCCGCCUCCAUCCACUACCCUCGCAGCGUCCCCGGAAUGUGGCCUGGUCUGGUUCAGAAGGCCAAGGAAGGAGGAGUCGAUGCCAUUGAGACUUAUGUCUUCUGGAAUGGGCAUGAACUUGCCCCCGAUCAUUAUUAUUUUGGCGGGCGGUUUGAUCUGGUAAAGUUCGUGAAGAUUGUUCAGCAGGCCGGAUUGUAUGUGAUUUUGCGCAUUGGUCCAUUUGUUGCGGCCGAAUGGAACUUCGGUGGAGUGCCUGUUUGGCUGCAUUACAUUCCUAAUACUGUAUUUCGCACUGAUAAUGCAUCUUUCAAGAAUCACAUGCAGAAGUUCACUACAUACAUAGUGAACCUAAUGAAACAGGAGAAGCUUUUUGCUUCACAAGGGGGUCCCAUCAUCUUGUCUCAGGUGGAAAAUGAGUAUGGGGAUAUAGAAAGAGUUUAUGGAGAAGGAGGGAAGCCAUAUGCUAUGUGGGCAGCUCAAAUGGCUGUUUCUCAGAAUAUAGGUGUUCCUUGGAUAAUGUGUCAGCAAUAUGAUGCUCCUGAUCCUGUGAUUAAUACUUGCAAUUCAUUCUACUGUGACCAAUUCACACCUAAUUCUCCAAACAAGCCCAAGUUUUGGACUGAGAAUUGGCCUGGAUGGUUUAAAACAUUUGGGGCAAGGGAUCCUCACAGGCCUCCAGAAGAUAUUGCUUUCUCAGUUGCUCGGUUUUUCCAGAAAGGCGGUAGUCUACAAAACUACUACAUGUAUCAUGGUGGAACAAAUUUUGGUCGUACCUCUGGUGGGCCAUUUAUCACCACAAGUUAUGACUACGAUGCACCUAUUGAUGAAUAUGGCUUACCCAGGCAACCAAAAUGGGGACACCUUAAGGAACUUCAUAGGGCUAUAAAGUUGACUGAGAGUGUUGUGCUUAACAGUGAGCCAACUUAUACCUCGUUAGGUCCUUCUCUAGAGGCCGAUGUCUACACUGACUCGUCUGGAGCCUGUGCUGCCUUUAUUGCAAACGUAGAUGAAAAAGAUGACAAGACAGUCCAAUUCCGAAAUGUAUCAUAUAAUUUACCUGCAUGGUCUGUCAGUAUUCUGCCUGACUGCAAGAAUGUUGUCUUUAACACGGCAAUGAUUAGGUCCCAAACCUCUAGGGUCGAAAUGGUUCCAGAAGUUCUGCAUCCAUCAGCGGAUUUAACAAAUAAAGACUUGAAAUCGCUAAAAUGGGAAGUAUUCGCCGAGCAAGCUGGAAUUUGGGAUCAUGCUGACUUUGUUCAAAAUGGACUUGUUGACCACCUCAAUACCACGAAAGAUACUACAGACUACCUGUGGUAUACAACAAGCAUUUUUGUGAAUGAAAAUGAAGAGUUUCUAAAGAAGGGAAGUCAACCGGUUCUUGCGGUUGAAUCAAAAGGCCAUGCUCUUCAUGCUUUUAUCAACAAGCAACUGCAAGUUACUGCAAGUGGAAACGGAUCAGAUAUUACGUUCGGAUUUAAGAAAGGAAUUUCUCUCAAGGCGGGAAAAAAUGACAUUGCUCUGCUAAGCAUGACCGUUGGUCUACAAAAUGCAGGACCGUUUUAUGAGUGGGUUGGAUCGGGACUUACAAAAGUUGCCAUAGAGGGGUUUAACAAUGGUAUACUGGACUUGUCUUCUCAUGCUUGGUCCUACAAGAUUGGAUUGAAAGGGGAGCACCUCGGUAUUAACAAGCCAGAUGGGAUAAAAAAUGUCAAGUGGUUAUCAACCAGCGAACCCCCAAAGCAACAACCUCUGACUUGGUACAAGGUUAUUCUGGAUGCUCCAUCUGGUAACGAUCCUGUUGGGCUGGAUAUGAUUGAUAUGGGUAAAGGCCUGGCAUGGUUGAAUGGGGAAGAAAUAGGAAGAUAUUGGCCAAGGAGAAGCUCUAUUCAUGAUGCGUGCGUUCAGAAAUGCGAUUACAGGGGAAAAUUCCGACCAGACAAAUGCUUAACUGGAUGUGGAGAGCCAACCCAAAGAUGGUACCAUGUUCCAAGAUCUUGGUUCAAGCCAACUGGAAAUAUUUUGGUGAUUUUUGAGGAGAAGGGUGGAGAUCCAACAAAAAUCAGAUUAUCUAAACGUAAGAUCACAGUUGUAUGUGCCCAUCUUGGAGUAGGCCAUCCCUUGAUCGAGUCGUCGUCCGAAGUCGAAAACAUUCGCAGGAUGAACAAAUCAAGCGUCCACUUGAAGUGCCCCCACAACACCCGUAUAGCGACGAUUAAAUUUGCAAGCUUUGGAACUCCCCAGGGAACAUGUGGAUCCUAUAGCAUAGGCGACUGUCAUGAUCCCGAGUCUACUUCCCUGGUUGAAAAGGCGUGUCUGAAUAGAAAAGAGUGUAGAAUAAAGCUAGGAAAAGUGGGUUUCAACAGAGGUUUGUGUCCAAGUGCAACUCAGAAAUUAGCAGUUGAAGCUGUUUGCAGCUAGUAAGUAAAGACUAAAGAAAGGCCUUUGCAUUCAUUUUAGUUCUUGAGGGGAAAGGAAAAAAGAAAAAGAAUCGAGAACCCAAAAAAA
Molecule: messenger RNA, 2716 nt
Organism: Momordica charantia (bitter melon)
Lineage: Eukaryota; Viridiplantae; Streptophyta; Magnoliopsida; Cucurbitales; Cucurbitaceae
Gene: BGAL10
Product: beta-galactosidase 10
Biological process (GO): carbohydrate metabolic process
Molecular function (GO): hydrolase activity, hydrolyzing O-glycosyl compounds; carbohydrate binding
Source: RefSeq, a predicted model, not a curated record